Molecule: messenger RNA, 3782 nt
Organism: Carica papaya (papaya)
Lineage: Eukaryota; Viridiplantae; Streptophyta; Magnoliopsida; Brassicales; Caricaceae
Source: RefSeq, a predicted model, not a curated record
UCUGUUCUUGUGGGGUGGCUUGGCUUUUGUUGCCGUUAGUGAUAAGCACGCCUGGCACUCAUCAUUUCCCUCCAACCCACCCUUCUUUCUCUCUCUAUCUCUAUAUGUUUUUCUCUCUCUAACUUUAAUUUCUCUACAGUCUUCACCUCGUUUUCUCUUUCUAAAACCUUGAUGAGCUAUCUUCUGCUUCUUUAGAGAGCCCCACUUUCCCCCUUUUUCUCUCCCUUUCUUUCUUCUCGACUUUUCUUUGGUCUGUUGAAAAAAAAUCACCGUAUAAUUUUCUCUGUCUAAUUUUUCUUCGUUAGAUUGGAUCUGGGUCGUGCUGAGAAUUGGAUUAUAUUCUUCAAAACCAGGGUAAUUUUACACUUCUAAGGAAAAGUUAAAGCUGCAAAAAAAGUAUGGCUGUUUCCAUGAGAGAUCUAGAUUCAGCUUUCCAGGGAGCUGGGCAGAAAGCUGGAAUUGAAAUAUGGCGCAUUGAAAAUUUUCGCCCUGUUGCCGUCCCAAAGUCCUCCCAUGGCAAAUUUUUCACUGGGGAUUCCUACAUAGUUUUAAAGACCACAGCCUCAAAAAGUGGUGCACUACGUCAUGAUAUCCACUAUUGGCUUGGUAAAGAUACCAGUCAGGAUGAAGCGGGUACAGCUGCUGUCAAGACAGUUGAACUGGAUGCAGCUCUUGGAGGGCGUGCUGUGCAAUAUCGUGAAGUCCAGGGCCAUGAAACAGAGAAAUUCUUGUCAUACUUUAAGCCUUGUAUUAUACCUCAAGAAGGUGGAGUUGCAUCUGGGUUCAAACAUGCAGAGGCUGAGGAACAUAAGACACGUUUAUUUGUCUGCAGAGGAAAACAUGUUGUCCAUGUGAAAGAGGUGCCCUUCUCCCGAUCAUCUCUGAACCACGAUGACAUUUUUAUUCUUGAUACUAAGUCAAAGAUAUUUCAAUUUAAUGGUUCUAACUCGUCUAUUCAAGAGAGGGCAAAAGCACUUGAAGUUGUCCAGUAUAUUAAGGAUACUUACCAUGAUGGGAAAUGUGAUGUAGCUGCCAUUGAGGAUGGGAAACUAAUGGCUGAUCCUGAAACUGGAGAAUUUUGGGGUUUCUUUGGUGGCUUUGCUCCCCUUCCAAGGAAAACUGGUAGUGAGGAGGACAAGACUGCUGAUUCUCAUAUUACUAAACUAUAUUGUGUUGAGAAGGGGCAGGCUGAACCUGUUGAGGCUGACCCUUUGACAAGAGAAUUGUUGGAUACAAACAAAUGCUAUGUUCUAGAUUGUGGGUUGGAAGUUUUUGUAUGGAUGGGAAGAAAUACUUCUCUUGAGGAAAGAAAGAGUGCAAGUGGAGCUGCAGAUGAGUUACUCCGUGGUUCUGAUCGACCAAAAUCCCACAUAAUUCGUGUAAUUGAAGGAUUCGAAACUGUGAUGUUUCGGUCGAAGUUUGACUCCUGGCCUCAGGCAACUGCAGUGGCUGUGUCAGAGGAUGGUAGAGGCAAAGUUGCUGCUCUUCUGCAACGUCAGGGGCUUAAUGUCAAGGGCUUGUUGAAGGCUGCUCCUGCAAAAGAAGAACCUCAACCACAUAUUGACUGUACAGGAAAUCUGCAGGUUUGGCGUGUGAAUGGGCAAGAAAAGACACUUCUUGCAGCUGCUGAUCAAUCAAAAUUUUACAGUGGGGAUUGCUAUAUUUUCCAGUAUUCAUAUCCCGGAGAAGACAAAGAGGAUAUUCUAAUUGGAACAUGGUUUGGAAAGCAGAGUGUGGAGGAGGAAAGAGCUUCUGCCAUUUCAAUGGUGACCAAGAUGGUUGAGUCGAUGAAGUUUUUGCCUGCACAAGCUCGCAUCUAUGAAGGAAAGGAGCCCAUUCAGUUCUUUUCAAUCUUGCAGAGCUUCAUUGUUUUUAAGGGUGGUCUUAGUGAGGGGUACAAGAAAUACAUCGCAGAGAAUGAAAUCCCUGAUGAGACAUACAGAGAGGAUGGUGUUGCAUUGUUCCGAGUUCAAGGUUCAGGACCUGAGAAUAUGCAAGCAAUACAAGUUGAUGCAGUUGCAUCCUCGUUAAAUUCCUCCUAUUGUUAUAUACUACAUAGUGGUUCUACUGUCUUUACAUGGUCUGGAAACCUUACAAACUCAGAGAACCAGGAACUUGUUGAGAGACAGCUUGAUCUGAUUAAGCCAAAUCUUCAGUCCAAGUCACAAAAGGAGGGUUCUGAAUCUGAAGCUUUUUGGGCGUUGCUGGGGGGAAAAUCCGAAUAUUCCAGCCAAAAGAUUGUAUGGGAGGCUGAAAGUGACCCUCACCUAUUCUCUUGUACGUUUUCCAAAGGGAAUCUGAAGGUGACAGAAAUUUAUAACUUCACCCAAGAUGACUUGAUGACAGAAGAUAUAUUCAUCCUCGAUUGUCACUCGGAUAUCUUCGUUUGGGUUGGGCAACAGGUUGAUCCCAAGAAUAAAUUGCAUGCUUUAACUAUUGGCGAGAAAUUUCUUGAGCAUGAUUUUCUCUUAGAAAAAUUGUCUCAUGAGGCUCCAAUAUUCAUAGUCAUGGAAGGCAGUGAGCCUACUUUCUUCACACGGUUCUUCACAUGGGAUUCUACAAAAUCUGCAAUGCAUGGAGACUCAUUCCAACGGAAACUUGCAAUUAUUAAAAAUGGUGGAACACCAGUUCUAGAUAAACCCAAAAGAAGAACACCUGUAUCAUACAGUGGAAGGUCCAGUGUGCCAGACAAAUCACAGCCGCGCUCUAGAAGCAUGUCUUUCAGUCCUGACCGAGUUCGUGUGAGGGGCAGGUCUCCAGCUUUCAAUGCAUUAGCAGCUACUUUUGAGAACCCUAAUGCCCGAAAUCUGUCAACUCCACCCCCAAUGGUUAGAAAGCUCUACCCAAAAUCUGUUACUCCAGAUUCAGCAAAUCUUGCUUCCAAAUCUGCUGCUAUAGCAGCUCUCAGUGCGAGCUUUGAACAACCACCACCAGCACGGGAAGCUAUUAUUCCUCGAUCCCUUAAAGUGAGCCCAGAGAUAGCCAAACCAAAACCAGAGUCAAACUCAAAGGAAAACUCAAUGACCACCAGAAUAGAAUCCCUCACCAUACAGGAAGAUGUGAAGGAGGGUGAAGCUGAAGAUGAGGAAGGACUUCCAAUAUAUCCCUAUGAACGCCUUAAAACAACAUCUACGGAGCCAGUUACAGAAAUUGAUGUUACCAAACGAGAGACAUACCUGUCAUCAGAGGAGUUCAGGGAGAAAUUUGGAGUGGCAAAGGACGCCUUCUAUAAAUUGCCAAAGUGGAAACAAAACAAGCUUAAAAUGGCUGUGCAGCUUUUCUGAAUCUUCCUCCAAACAACUUCUUCUUCCUCAGAUCCCUGCAAAUGGGAUUGCAGGUUGAAAGAAAGCUUGCUUAUAUACAUUGUGAAAAUCUAAACCGGGUUUCUCAGGAGAGAAAGGGACAGCACCAGUGCAUUUUUAGCUGCUUCUGCUCCCAAGAAGCUAAUUUUAUCCAUUGAUAAAGCAAACAAGAAUUCUUUUGUCCUCCCAUUUUUUAUCUGGUGGUUUGAAAGUCUUAGCAAUUUUUUUUGGGCUUUUUCUGGUUGAGUUAGUUGCUUGAUAUUCUUUAUGGUCACAGGUUUGAUUGAGCUUGCAAUUUUUUUCCUUUUGGGGUUUCAUUUUUUAAUUAAAUUCAAGUAGAGUGAAUAGUGCUUGCAAUGCAGACAAUGUAGGUUGUAUUGAACUGAACAACUGAGGAUGAAGUGUGUACAGCUGAGUGUAAAAACUAGUCCACUACCUAUCUGUUUCCCUAAUAAGAUGAGUGUGGAAUUUUGUUUUUGA